GGGUGCACAACUACUAGAUCCUCUCCCUGUAACAUAGUUUUUGUCUUCGAACAGUAAAACUGUUGAUAGUUCUAGAGCAUUAAUGCCAGGAGGCACUGGGAGCUAUUUGCUUCUUCAGCAGCGAAUUGCCAACUAUAAGUUUUAGUUAAAGCAGACUGAACAACAUUGUGACUCUAGUCAUGCCAUUUGGUAGUAGUGCAUUGAAUCACAAUGCAUAUUUCUAUAAACCAUUUAUAAACAACAAUGGUGGCGGCUCUGUUGAAUGGUUGUUAUGCUCAUUUCCAGCGCUGUAACUAUAAUUAUACAAUGUCAAUGACAUUCACUGCCAAUCUCAAUUUCUCAACGUUAUAUAGAGAGCGUUUGUUGAUAGAGGUGCUACAGGCACCCAUUCUGCUUACUACACGCAACUCCUCCGUACACUGUUUUAAAUAUCUUCAAUUAUCGCACACCCACAUUACCAUCAAUCCACAAAUCCGCUCUCUAAUCAGCUGCAGGGGAUUUGUAUUUGCUAAACGCACGUUUUUCCAGAAUAACCUUGUCAACAUGUAUGUGAAGUGCGGGGAAUUGGUGGAUGCUCGUAAAGUUUUUGACGAUAUGAAAGAACGAGACGGAUUCUCAUGGAAUGCCAUCCUUGCAGCUUACCGAAGACAUGGGUUUCCUCACGAGGCAUUGGCACUGUUUCAUCAAAUGCAGAGAACAGAUGUCCAACCUGAUCAGUUCGCCUUUGCAAGCAUACUCCCAGCCUGUGCCAAAAUAGGAGCUUUGGAUCAGGGUCUGGAUAUCCAUCGAAGCAUAAUGGAAAGGGGGAUUGUGCCCGAUUUAGUAGUUGAGAAUGCACUGGUAGACAUGUAUGCAAAAUGUGGGAGCAUACACAGGGCACGCGAGGUGUUUGAUAAAAUGCCUGAGAAAAAUGUGGUCUCAUGGAAUGCGAUGAUUUCAGGAUAUGCACAAAAUGGUGUUAUUAACGAGGCUUUAAGGCUUUUCAAAGAAAUGCCUGAACCUGACGUUAUCUCUUGGAGUGCCAUAGUUGCAGGUUAUGCACAAAAUGGGUUCUUUGAAAAGGCCUUGGAUGCUUUUAAGCAAAUGCAAUUGGCAGGUUUAAAGCCGAACUCUACAACCUUUGUCAGCAUCCUCUCAGCAUGUUCCAAAUGGGCAGAUUUAGAACAGGGUAUGGUAAUUCAUCAAAGCAUAAUCAAAAGUGGAUUGUUAUCUAGUGUCCAAGUUGCAAAUGCUCUGAUAGACAUGUACGCAAAAUGUGCGAGCCUACAUAAGGCACGUGAACUGUUUGACAAAAUGAUGCACAGAGAUGUGGUCUCCUGGACUGCAAUGAUCGCAGGAUAUGCACAAAAUUGUGUUCUUGACCAGGCCUUAAGACUUUUUAAAGAAAUGCCUCGACCAGAUGUCGUCUCGUGGAACGCCAUGGUUGCAGGAUAUGCACAAAAUGGAUUUGUUGAAAAGGCUUUGGAGGCAUUCACACAAAUGCAAUUGGCAGGUCUCAAGCCAAACCCCACAACAUUUGCCAGCAUCCUCCCAGCCUGUGCCACAAUGGGAGGUUUAGAACUAGGAUAUGCACAAAAUGGGUUGGUUGAAAAGGCCGUGGAAACUUUUAAGCAAAUGCAAUUGGCAGGUGUAAAGCCAGCAUCCACAACCUUUGCCAGCAUCCUUCCAGCAUGUGCAAAACUCGGAUCUUUAGAACACGGUAUGGACAUCCAUCGAAGUGUAAUUGAAAGCGGAUUUUGGUCACAUGUCAUUAUUGCAAAUGCCCUAAUAGACAUGUAUGCAAAAUGUGGGAGUAUUCACAAGGCACGUGAACUGUUUGACAAAUUUUCUCAAAAAGAUGUCAUCUCGUGGAAUGCCAUGGUUGCGGGAUAUGCACAAAAUGGCCUGUGCAAAGAUUCUCUUGAAGUCUUUGAACUGAUGAAAAAUUCUGGAACAUGCCCUAAUCAUGUAAGCUUUGCUUGCGUAUUAUAUGCAUGCAGCCAUGCAGGUCUAGUGGAUGAGGGUUGUAAAUACUUCAUUGGCAUGAGUGAUUCUUAUUGCAUUAUGCCUACAAUUGAUCAUUAUGUGUGCAUGGCCGACCUUCUUGGCCGUGCUGGUUAUCUUGAGGAAACUCUAAAAUUUAUCAUAAAAAUGCCGAUUAUACCUGUGGUGGUUGUGUGGGCAUGUUUGCUAGGUGCCUGUAGAUCACAUAAUAAAAUAAGGUUAGGGGUAUUUACAGCCACUCUUCUUUUUGAGCUGGAUCCUAAAAAUGCUGCAACAUAUGUUCUUCUUUCAAACAUUUAUGCAGAUGUGGGCAGGUGGGUUGAGGUUCAUAUGGUAAGGAAAUUGAUGCAAGAUAGAGAAGUUAAAAAGGUACCUGGAUGUAGUUGGAUUGAAGAUCAUAAAAUGAUUCACGUUUUUUCUGUAGGAGAUAGAUCACACCCACAGACACAGGAGAUAUAUGAAGAGUUGGAGAAAUUAUCCUGGAGGAUGAAGUUGGCAGGGUAUUUUCCAGAUUCAAAACAUGUACUUAAUGAUGUGGAGGAGGAGGAAAAAGAGUUAUUCCUUUGCCACCACAGUGAGAAGUUGGCAAUUGCAUUUGGAUUGUUAAACACACCACCUGGAACAACUAUUAGAGUUGUCAAGAACCUUCGAGUAUGUGUUGAGUGCCACACUGCAACCAAAUUUAUCUCCAAGAUUCUAGCAAGACAAAUUGUUGUGAGGGAUGGGAACCGGUUCCAUCAUUUCGAACAAGGACAAUGUUCUUGCGGAGAUUAUUGGUGAUGCGGAGAUUAUUGAUGACGCUAAGUGAAGCAAUUUGUUGCUCUAUAAGAAGGUUAAAUGUGUGAGACCUGCAGGGAUAAAGAAUGGAUCGGAUUUUAUCAGAAGUUUUCAAAAUCUGUUUAUCCUGAGUGUUUGAAGAUCGAGACCAUAAUGUUGACUUCAUAAAUCAAAUGACUAGUUUGCAUUGUGCAUCACUGCCUAUAUAUACUGAUGGAGUAUUUUUUGAAGCCCUUUUGUAUGAUACCAUAAUGGUGUCACGACAUUGAACUGUUUCUCAGGAAGCCCGCACGUUUCUGCAAUGAAAUCUGGAAGAGGUAGAGAAUGAGAAAGACCAUUGGGAGAGGGAUGCUUGAAGUAAAUGGAUAUGACAUCUGAGGAUAUUAGAUCACAUUUUUAUGGAAACAACUCCUUUAUAUGGAAAAUUGUAAUGCGACUAGAUAUGGCAUGCCCAUGUAUCCUAGACGCUAGCAUCAUUUGCAACAAAGAAGUUGCAACUGCUGAGCAGAUUUGGGGAGGCUAAAGGACUUGCAUGUAGGAAAAGGGUUCCCAUCAGGGACCAAAUUUGAUUGUGGGAACAGAUUGUGGGUUUUGAGAGGAGCAGGCCUCCUCCAGAAAUAAAACCAUCAUACAGGUCACAAGCAUCUAUACCUUUGUUUUAAGGUAUUUUAAAUCAAUUUGUUACGUACAGUUCGUCAAACUGUUUGCAUGUACCCUAUGGUGAAACGUACCGAAUGAAGAAAGCUGCUAGGGUGGCCACUCUAGGAAGGAACCUAGAUACUGUGAGCUCACCUGGUGAAAAAAAGUAGCAGCUUUCUAGAGCUAUUACACGUUAGAAAAACUUCAAGCUCUAUAUAUUGUUGUUUCUAAUGAAAAUAAAUAUGUUAAUGAUUUAUCAAAUAGGUUGCACAGCCUGAA
Messenger RNA from Cryptomeria japonica (Japanese cedar), 3678 nucleotides. Its product is annotated as putative pentatricopeptide repeat-containing protein At3g49142. Bases 244 to 2763 code for a protein of 839 amino acids. Gene Ontology annotation, molecular function: RNA binding; zinc ion binding; protein binding. The transcript is spliced from 2 exons. NCBI's taxonomy places the organism in Eukaryota, Viridiplantae, Streptophyta, Pinopsida, Cupressales, Cupressaceae. The record is from RefSeq and is a predicted model, not a curated record. Gene Ontology annotation, biological process: RNA modification.